UCUCUCCUCCCACGCGGCGCGCAGUGAACGCGGAGUUUACUCACACCGCUGAUCUGAUCUGACUGCGCCUCGGUUCCAGACUCUGUGUGAGUGUGUGUACAGGAGUGUGUGUAAGAGUGUGUGUAUAAGAGUGUGUGGGGUUUUCCUGUUCCACUCACGACCCAGGAAUGCCAUGGCCACUCAGAAUAACCAGGAUUACUUCAGGUCGGUCAGCAGCGAGUCCACCACUUACAUGAUGGUACCGGCGAACAGCCGCAAAGACUCGCCCUCCAAACUCUGGAUAGCUAUGGUGGUGAUCGUGGUGGUGGUCCUGCAGAUAGCCUCCACCACUGGACUCUUCGUCUACCUAAACAUGUCCCUGUCCAGGGUGAAUGAACAGGGUGUAACAGAGGAACUGCGAUGUCUGGGACUGCUCAAUGCCCUGGACAAAAAUAGGGACAUCCCAGAGGACCUGGCUCAGCUGUUUGGAGAACCCUGCAUUAAAUUGGCUGAAGGCAUCAAGUCCUACAUCUCCAAGGUCACAGAGAACAUAAUCUCCAAACACACAUUACAAGAAGCAAGAACCAUGCCUCGCACUUACAACACAACAGGGUCAAAGUUCGUGACGCAGAGGCCUUCAGCGCACCUGACGCUCAGCAGCCUACAAGGUGCCACCACGCAGUAUCCCAACCCCCAGGCGGACCUGCACCAGUCCUGCCGCCACCCCGUGCGCUCCUGGGCCAACCAGAGCUUUGGAGCCCACCUCCACAACAUGACUCUGGCCAACGGGCGUCUGCGCGUGCCCCAGGACGGCCGCUACUACCUGUACGCCCAGGUGUACUUCCGCUACCCUUCGCCCAGCGAGGGUGAGCAGCACAGCACCAGCCACCAGCUGGUCCAGUGCAUCUACAAGAAGACCUCUUACCUGAGGCCCAUCCAGCUUCUGAAGGGUGUGGGCACCAAAUGCUGGGCGCCGGACGCCGAGUAUGCGCUGCACUCCGUCUACCAGGGGGGUCUGUUUGAGCUCCGCGCCGGGGACGAGGUCUUCGUGUCCGUCUCGUCUCCAUCUAUGGUGCACGGCGAGGACUCCUCCAGCUACUUCGGAGCAUUCCGUCUGGACCUGUAAAGCCAAAUCUGAGAGACUACGGCAAGACUACAUUACCCACAAGGCACUGGGAGGAUUUUUGUUUUGUUUUUGUUUUCUAAAUGGGAGAUGGAUUAAACAUUGCAUCGUUUCAUUUUCCUUCUUUGACCAAUCAAGAUUUCUUUUAUAUAUGUAAAAUUCCUUUUUUUUAAGGCAGAAGAAUGUAUGUAUAUUUUUAAAACCACAUCAAAGGUGUGGAUCUUGGAAACGGUAGCAGAAAUGAAAAAAAAAAAAAAAAAAAAAAAGACAACAACCACAGCCAAGACUUUACAAGGCUGCUUCUUUGCCAUCGCUGUGCACAUCUGUUUCGGACAUUCGUAAGUGAAAACAGGUUGUUUCUGUUGCCACCGUCAUCCAGAGCGCGGUGACUGGGUACAUCGGAUUUAACACAGUUUUAAAGAACAGAGAUGUACGAGGGGAUGACAGGUGGAAUGCGGAAGAAAGACGAAAGGGGAGGACAGGCAUGCAACAUUACUGGCCCCACACGGAUCUGGCAGAGGAGGAAUUCUCCCUGGCCAGUUCAACCAGUGGAGCAGCAUGCUAUCUCACAUACUGGCCAAGAAUAGACACUACCAGCAGCAGGGAUUCAACACUGUGCAAAAGCUUAGACAUAUGAGAAAAUGAGAUAUAAACAAACAAAAAUACUUAAUGUAAUUCCAAUCCUUUAUAAAACUGUUGCGCUCAUUUUUUAAUUGUGUACCUGAUUUGGUUAAUCAAUGGCCUAACUUACUCAAAAGAUAUCAAUUCCUCAUUUUUUAAAAAGACUUUCCACUUAAACUUUACUGCAUUAAUGUUUGCUUGUAUUUAUUACAGUAGUAUGUAGUGCUUUAUAAGCAGUUCGAUUAACAGUUCACAUUUUGCUUAGGUGCCCAAAACUUUUGCACAGCACUAUUAUUUAUAUAUUAUACACACAUGCAUAAUUCAAAAACACGUGAAAGCAUCCUGAAUGCAGCUUAUGAUUAUAAGCCUGAUAUAAAGAAAACAAAAAAAUGAUUCAACCUAUUUUAAGACAUUCUAGGAGACAUUGUGAAAACAGAAAUUCUCCUAACGACGAAUCUGUGAUAUAUUGACUUGCUUUUAAAUGCUUCCCUUUGUCAAGUGAUCUAUUUUUUCAGCGCUUGCAGAACACUCCAGUCGAGAGCCCGCAGGUGCAUGCUGGGAUAUGUUGAUCCUUCCAUUAAGUACUCACAGACUCUUAUAUAAAUCAAAUACACCAACAUGUUUACUUUCACGCUCCAGCACAAAUCAUAUACUCCCACUCUAGGCCUGCUUUCUAAAAGCGGACACGCCUCACUCGCACAAACACACGCUCUCGCGCCCUCACACAACCUGCUCUCGGUCAUCUGUGAUAAAUAGAAAAUGAACCAAAAAAAAACCUGCUCUUUGGGCCAUGUGGUCAAAGUCGUAUGAAAGGUUAAACAAACAGGGUGCCGCACAGUUUAAAUGUCACACACCCGCUGUCUUUUAAUGCUUUGUUUUUCCUUCCAGGCUACACGCUAGCACAUACACAUUGUCAGUGGAGUGUCUCUUUCUCUCUCUCUCUCUGGUCCUCUCUUUCUCUCUCUCUUUGCUUUAGUCCGUUUGGUUGUACCUGUGUGUGUAUAUAUAUUUUUUAUAUUUAAUUCUUUAAUAUGUCUCAUUUACUGGGAGUGAAUGUAUAGGAGAUCUAUCGUUCUGAGCUCAGCUCAAACCUUCUGCUUAAAAGGUUGUUUUAGGUCUUGCUUUCUCCGCCCACAAAAUGCAUUCUUUUUUUUAUAAUGUUUUUAUACAGUGAAAUAGAAGAGUGGAAGGAAAAUCCCAUAGAACUAAAAGAGAAAAUUAGGCAUACAACUUUUUGGUUUAAAACAUUUUAGGGUGCCGAGCGCUGCCACUAUGAUUGGGAGAUCACUGGUUUGAAUCCUGGUCAUGUAGCUUGCCAUCAGCUGCUGAAGCCCUGAGAGAGCACAAUUGGUCUCUCACCACAUAACUUCUAGGGUCAUCUGGAUCAGCAGCAGUUUGAAAAGAGACGGUGGCUGUCUUCACAUGUAUCGGAGGAGGCGUGUGCUAGUGUAUACCCUCCUUGUGUUGUGGCAUCACCAGUGGUGGGGGAUAUACAGCUGACUAGCAGCUCAAUGGGUGGGACAAUUUGCCUAGUUAAAUUGGGAGUAUAAUAAAAAAAACAUUUUAUUUAUUGCUUGUAUGUGAAAAUAAAUCACACUGUUGAGGUGUAGAUUUUCUGUUUUCUGUGUCAUCAAAAUAACAGGGUGGUUGAAAAAAAUCUGGCUAAAAUAUGUUGCUGUCAUUUAACAACUAGUCUGACCUUAAUCAGUUCAUAUCCAUGGUGUGCAAUUUCUCUUUCAUUUGAAUGGGAUUUCUGCCAACGCUCUGUAAAAGCUUUUCCAACCAAGCAACAGUUGUUAGGAAAGAACGCAUUUGUGGACGGAACACGGAAAGGUCAGUUAGCCUCUUGCUCUGUACAAAAGAUUGAAGUCAGAAAUUAUUGACUGCAAACAAGAAGAAAAAUGACCAGUCUGGUGAAGGCUGGCCGCCGUGCCUGCCAGUGCGUGCUGGUUGAUGGACAGGAGAGCAAGGGUGCGGCCGUAACUCUCCCCUUUGAAUGGCCAAAAGCCACAAUGGCGGCUGAACAAAAGGCCUGGUUGGACCUCACUGUAAAAUGUAAAUGGACUAUUUUUCUUCCUCUCCUCACUGGACUCCGGCCCUUCGGCUUUCUCUGAUAAAGCCACUGUUCCAAAGGAGCCUGUACCGAUACACAAUGCACACAGUUGGAGGCAUUUGCCUCCCCUUCCUGUGGACUCUGCUAUGAGCCUCGGUAGACGUUGUUAUAAAUCACUGUCUCCAUCCGUCAGCCGCUGCUGAGUCCAGUCUGGCCUCACGUCUUGGAAAGGGCAAACACUCACAAUCAGCGAGACGCAUUGUGCAACAGGCAUUAACUAUUACACUCUCUGUGAUGGAGAACAUCGCUCAUCAGAGACGACAACGUAAAAAUGCCUCUCGGACCUUGGUGCCGGCCUGAGCGCGUUACCGAGCGAGACUUUCGGACAAGGCCUCUCGACUUUGGGUUCGUGUCUGUGUACUAAAACUGAGUUUGUAUGAGUUUGGAUGCAAACAGACUACCAUACAGUGUUUAUCAGUGUUUGUAGUUUGAUGGAUUACCACUAGUGCUCUAAAGGAACUGCAGUCCAUAACGCCUGGGUAGCUUUUCCAAGUUGACUUUCUUCAGCAGUUGUGAAAGAGAACCGGAAAACAUAAUAUAUGGGGUAGAGAACAGGCCAAAAACAUGGAAGCAAACAUGGAUAAAUCAUUUUGCCCGCUCUACAUGUUUACUGACAUGAAUUUAAAGCCCAUGUUUGCAGCAAAGUACAGUACACCUAGAAAUGAAGUUGUUCCAAGGGUUCUUUGAGCAGUGCCAAAGAUUAACCACUUUCUAUAGAGGGUUUGUAAUAGAAAACUCUUUGGUGAUACAUUUGAGUGGGUACAUGCUUCACACUGACAUGCCAAAAGUCAUGGGACAGCAGGAAAUUGUAACUGUAAAUUGAUCAUGAAGCAGAACCUCAAAGGACUACUUGGGAACAUCUACAAUUGUAUAAGUUGUGAGAUAUUAUCUUGUGAAUGAGGUUAAACACUGGCCAGCAUUCCCAUGGCGAGAGAGUUAGAGUUGUCAGUGUUUGAUAGUCCCAUCUCAUUUGGUGUGUCAGUGUACUGUAAAAAAACGGUAAAGAACCUAUAUGGGAAGUUAUGCUUCUUUAGAUUUUUAAAAAGAUUCCUUACUGUAACACUUAAGGCUCUGUUACAAACCUAGUUCUUUUUAAAAGGGGAUUGAUGCUUUUAUAGAACAAUUAGAAGAGUCUUUUUGAUCUAUUCUCUUAAAUUGACCAGCUUUGUUUCUUUACAAACUCCUACUUCUGCACACCUGCUUCAGUUCACAGGGCCUUUAGAAGCAGCUAAAUGUGGGGGAUCUGAUGAAGGUAAUUAGAGCUGCAGUAAUAGUCAGCAGGACCAGAGCUAAUGAAGAAUCAGUUGUGCCUCAGCCACAAUAAAAGAUAAUCAGCACAGUUUAGAUGCUGAUCACCACUGCCAUUGUAUGCAGAUGGUGCCUUCAUGCAAAUUGUUGCAGUCUGGUCACUGGUAGGAUGUGUAUUUAGAGGUGAUCAAAUCCUUUUUAUUGACAUUGCAUGAGAGACCAUUAACAUAAUCAUUGAGAAGAGUGAACCAAUGAGACCUGAGAUCACCAUUUUUAAAUUUCUGUCUUAUGUUCUGAGACAGAGCCAUAAGGCAACUUUCACACAGUAGGGAAAGAGACAUAAAUUUAAUGUUCUCAGCAAAUUAGAUUUUUUUUAUGUGACUUACAGCUGACAUUCAUCUAAACAGUUUAUGCUCUUAAACCGACCCACACGCUUCACUUGAAGUUUCAGUUUCACAGCAUUAGAGGAGGUACUAAGGAUUUCCAGUGGCUGAUAGCUGGGUUUUCUUACCAAGACUGGGUUUAAGGUUUCUUUAAACUAAAUUUAUUAAACCUUUUAGUUCCUUAAGUGUCCCAAAUCUGACCUGUGUGUCAAUGAUUUUGUUUAGUUUUUGCUGUUUACAAAGAAAUACAGACAACACAACUGUGAUCGUAACCUUUGUUGGGAAAUUUGAGUAAAUUGGUGGUUUAGUUCUGGACAAAUCUUGUAACAUUGGAGUGAAAUAAAAGACAAUACAUCAGUAAAACCAUUAAUUAAAAUCAUUAUGUGUGAGUUCUCUCACAAUUUAUAUUUAUUUAGUUUAUUUCGAUGUUGCUACCAUACCUUUUGGCCUGGAGUUGUAGAAUCAAAUCUUAAAUCGGGGCUGUCCAAUCAUAUCCGGAAAGGACAGAUGUGGAAGCUUUUUUUUUUAUUAUUCAAGCCAACCAGAAGCUCAUGCGAUCUGUUCAGGUAUCAGAACUUCUGGUUGUUGAGAAUAAAAAGAUUUGCGGCCACACCGGCCCUUUGCAGAUAAGACAGAGAAUAAGACGCCUCUGCCUUAAACUGUAAUAGGAAUGCAGCUUCAGGAAAGGUCUUAGCGGAAAUAAGACUCUGUGAAGGUUUUGCUAAAGCUUCAAAGGUGUCCUACAGAGCAAUGCCUACACAAACAAACACACAUCUGCUCAAGAACCCCACCACUCAGGCCUGAGAAGAUUUACACUCAUACAAAAUAAGGUUCUAAGUUUUUUUUUUUUUUUUGAAUAUACAGCAUUAGAUAGGGUUGGGCAUUGAUUUAAUGUCAAUAUAUAUCAGGAUCAAGAUUUGUCUGAUAUUUAUUUGUACUUGCAUCACAUGAAUUGACCAGUUAAUUUGACCAGCUGUUUGGAAAUCAGUUUUAGUUUAGAUUUUUCUUCACAGAUUUUUGCGGCUUUAAUUUUGUUCAUAUUGGUAUUGGAAAUAAAAUGAACUCUAUAUGACCUAUAUACAGAAAUAUGUUAUUUUAAUACUAUUUAGUCGAUAUUGCCCAGACGUACCUUUAGAUUAAGUAAAGGUUCUCUCACUAUUUCGUUUAACUAUUAAACAGAGGGUUUCCAAACUCGCGUGUCUGUUUUACAACAAAGCUUCUCAAAUGAAUUUUCCAGUGAAAUGCUGCAAGAUUACUUUGGCAAUCGAAAAGGUUCUUCUAUGGCACCAAACAACCCGCGUGACCCCUUUGUUUUUAAGACUGUAUGCAAGAACAGCUCGCUGUUAAAACACCCGCAAUUCCUCUACAAAUAACCAGAGAGUACUCUCUAACCGCAGUUUGUUAUUGUUAUUGUUCACCCCAUCCCCUUCUGCUCCGGAGGCUUAGCAGAACUCCUCAGGCAUUCAAAUUUGGCAACCUGGCCAUCCGUCCAAACAGCGCAGGUAACGCGGACACAGAGGCAUGGACUGGGUCAGGAGUAUUGUGCCUGGUGAUUCUGAAAGAUGGAUCUGAUUCCAGAGGUUCUAGAUGUGGAUGGACUUUAGAAUGGUUUGCCCUUCUGAACAGUGAGCAUCCAAAUGUGAAAAAAAAAAAAAGUAAAGGUGGAAGAACUAUGUUGAAAUAUGUGUGAGAAGUGAAUAUGUAUGUGUGUCUAAGUGUAUGUGCGUCAGUGUGUAUGUUUUUUUUUUUUUAAAGAUGAUUGUAGAAACAGUGGAUGUAAAGCAGAAAAUAAGAAUGGACUAUUCUAUAAAGUUCUUCCUGAGAACAGACUGUGGCGUUGCGGUGAAAUUUUGGAAUGGAAUCGAAUGUAGUCGGAACCCCAGUGAGCAAUACUGAACAAAAGAGCUAUUGUUUUUAUUUCUGCCCAGAGCGAAGCAAGUGCUUUUUUUUCACUCUGUUAAAAAGUCUUAAAGUCACCAAUCUGUGGGUCUGGGUUUUUCUUUGAUGAAAGAUAACAUGCACUGUUUACCACUGUUGUUUCCUCACUGUAAAAAAUGUACAAAUGUCUAGCGGUCGGUCUUUACUGUAAAAAAAAAAAAAAAGAAAAGUCUUUGAUCUUCUGUGAUUUGCAUUUUUGAGGGACGUGUGUAUUUUUUUAAUGUCAUUUCUAACAAUUAAAGUGCUUGUCUUCUA
Messenger RNA from Astyanax mexicanus (Mexican tetra), 7660 nucleotides. RefSeq names its product TNF superfamily member 10, like (gene tnfsf10l). The record is from RefSeq and is a predicted model, not a curated record. Gene Ontology annotation, cellular component: membrane. Gene Ontology annotation, molecular function: tumor necrosis factor receptor binding. The transcript has 5 exons. Gene Ontology annotation, biological process: immune response. The coding region runs from base 173 to 1105 and encodes 310 amino acids. NCBI's taxonomy places the organism in Eukaryota, Metazoa, Chordata, Actinopteri, Characiformes, Acestrorhamphidae.